Onthophagus taurus is the source of this 1999-nucleotide messenger RNA. Its product is annotated as serine protease inhibitor 3/4. The record is from RefSeq and is a predicted model, not a curated record. Gene Ontology annotation, molecular function: serine-type endopeptidase inhibitor activity. NCBI's taxonomy places the organism in Eukaryota, Metazoa, Arthropoda, Insecta, Coleoptera, Scarabaeidae.
ACGUCAUUUCUAUUAAAAAAAAAUUAUUACCUCUGAUUUAUUGUGGUUCUUGUUAUUGUAUUUUUGACGACUCUGGAAAAUCCAUAGAAUAAUAUCGAUUUUAGAAGACGCAACAUACAAUAAACAACAAGAUAACGUAAAGUUGUUGGCGUUUCGACGAAUUUGAUGAUAAACUGAAACUAAAUACAUGAUGUUGGGUUUUCAAACGAAAUAAUGUAUUAAAAAACAACAAAGUCCCCGUUUUUAUUCGUUUCGUAUUUUAAAUAUUCGAUUCUUGAUAACCUUCGAACCAGUAUUCAUUUUAAUUUUUCUCGUCGUGGACGGUUCUCGGCAAUUAUCGUCAGUAGUUCUUUCGUGCGCGUCCCGGUCAGUGCUAAAGCAACAACGUCAAUCAUGAAGAUUUCGUGUUUUCUUUUGGUGGUUUCAUUCUUCGUUUGUACGAUGGCAGGAAACGAUUUAUUAACAGCGACCGAAGUGUCUAACGGAAAUACAAAAUUCACAUCGAAUUUAUAUCAAAUAUUAGCAAAAGAACCCGGAAAUGUGUUUUUCUCACCAAUUAGUGCUCAUGCAGUGCUCUCUAUGAUCUACCAAGGAGCUUCUGGGGCGACAGCUGAAGCUUUAAGAAAAAAUCUGUAUCUUCCAGAAGUAAAAGCGACAGCCACUGGUUAUAAAAACAUUAUGACCGAGUUGAAUUCAGUUGAAAACGUGACUUUGCACAUUGCCAAUAAAGUCUACAUAGCAAAUAAGUAUCAAUUGAAUGAUAAUUUUAAACUUACCGCUACCAAGGAUUACUUGGCUGAAGCACAACCAUUGGAUUUCAAACAAAGUGUAGUAGCCGCUAAAGAAAUUAAUACUUGGGUUGAGAAUAAAACCAACAAUAAGAUUAAAGAUUUAAUCCAACCAGACGAUUUGGAUGAAUUAACCCGUUUGGUUUUGGUCAAUGCUAUUUAUUUCAAGGGCAACUGGUUGCAUCAAUUCCCAGUUGAACACACCAGAAAAGAAAAGUUUUAUUUGAACGAUAAAGACUCCGUCCUUUGCGAUAUGAUGCAUUUAACCGAUCAUUUCGAAUACGCCGAAGAUACCGAAUUAGAUGCUAAGAUUUUGAGAAUGCGCUACACCAACAAAGAUGUCAGUAUGGUUAUUGUUCUUCCUAAUUCGAAGACUGGUAUUUUCGCUUUAGAACAAAAAUUGGCCAACAAAGAUUUAACAACGUUGACGAGCCAAUUAGUUUCUCGCGAAGUAAUCGUUUCAUUGCCUAAAUUUAAAAUUGAAACCACCAUUGAUCUUAAAGAUUCCCUUGAAAAGUUGGGUAUGGGUGUUAUAUUUUCUGAUGCGGCUGAAUUCCCCAAUUUAAUUAAAGGGGAUGAACCGCUUAAAGUUUCAAAAGCUAUUCAAAAAGCUUUUAUCGAAGUAAACGAACAAGGAGCUGAAGCAGCUGCAGCAACUGGUUUAAUGGUUAUGUUAUGUUCAAUGCCAAUUUUGGAAAACUUUAACGUUGAUCAUCCGUAUAUCAUGUAUAUUGAAACACGCACCCAGAAAAAUGAUUCUAAAGUUUUAUUUUGGGGAAAAAUUUCUAAUCCUAAUAACAAUUGAACACCACAUCAUAAAUUAUAUUAAAGGAAAUUAAUUGAUGUAAAAAUUAAUAAUGUUAAUCAAAUUGGCUUCAAUAAAAAAUUGAGUGUUUAAAUUUUAAUGUAAAAAUUAAUGAUUACUGUGCAUGUCUUAAUGCUUUCGAAGUACUUGAAAAUGUUUUUAUCGUCUGGCUUCAAAAACCAAUCACAUUUGUUGUGUAGAUUUUAAUCAAAUAUAGUUUUAGUUGUCUGUAUGGAUAAUUGCAUAACUAAGGCACCAGAUGAAGUUUUUAUUGACCAUCCAUUUAUAAUAUGUAUAGAAAAUCGAAAGUCUGUAAACACAAAUGGAAGUAUUUUAUUCUUCGGGGUUAUUUCUAACCCAAAUGUUUAAAAAUUAUAAUGCCAAAUAAAUCUUAGCUUUAUAUAUU